Messenger RNA from Ruditapes philippinarum (Manila clam), 4655 nucleotides. RefSeq names its product protein phosphatase 1 regulatory subunit 7-like. Lineage: Eukaryota; Metazoa; Mollusca; Bivalvia; Venerida; Veneridae. The transcript is spliced from 17 exons. The record is from RefSeq and is a predicted model, not a curated record. Gene Ontology annotation, molecular function: protein binding. Bases 169 to 2196 code for a protein of 675 amino acids.
CUGUCACGUGGUAUGUAAAAUAGACUGGACUGUGUAUUUUCAUCUUUACGAACGAGGUCUGUAAGAUGAAUAAAAUUGUAAACCGUUCUAAAAAUUCCAACAUGGAGGAUAUCCAAGGUAAACAAAUUUCUAUCCUUGAGGUAAAAACAUAAAUCUUGUGCAAUUAUAAUGAUGGAAGGACGUGUAAAGACUAGACAGCAUGGAGCUAUACCGAAUACACUCGGCAGACAAGUCGGAGUAUUACCGAUAAGUGGGGGAACAAAAAUACGACGGACAAAUGGGGAUAAAAUACCAAUUGGUGGCACAGACAUUUCACCAGAUUCAUAUACAUCUUAUCAGUCAAGACCGCCAUCAGGUUCUUCAAGUCAGGUUUCACGUGGCCAGUCAUCUGCUAGUAAACCUCAUGGGUCAUCAUUAAGCAAGACUAGGAAAGUUCAUAGUGAGAAUGAUUUAGAAUCAAUGUAUUCAGAUGUCUCAACAGGUGGAGAUAAAAAAAUUGGCGGGUCCAGAAAUGCUAGCAGCACUAUGUCAUCUUCUAGAGGUCAAAGCUCAAAGUUCACCUCAAAUUCUUUAAAGAAAUCUCCCGGUAGUUCAAGUUCGAUUUCCAGUCAGUAUGGCGAGGUAGAUACAGAUAGAUUUGACAACCAGUCUACAGUAAGCAGUGCAAGAUCUUCAUAUUCAUCAAGAGCACCAAGCUCUCGCAUAUCACCGGCAAGUUCUAGAUCUAUGUCAACUAAAGUUUCUCCAGGGGCUACUAGUGGUAAGCGUUCAGCUAGAAGGAGUUCUGGUACCAGACCGAAUGAUGAUAUAGACGAUGAUGAUAGAGGAACUGCGGAGGAACAAGAUAUUAGAUUCACAGAUGUGCCAUCACAAAGGUCAAAAUCAAGCUCAAAAAAUAAAAGGUCUCCAGGGUCAGUGCCGGGGUCAGCUGGUCAAAGACCACAGGAAAAUGGAAAAAAGCCAUACAAAACAAUUGACCCAGAGGAAAUUCUUGCCCAAAAUAUGGAGUCUGAUUUUCUGAAGAUCUAUGAAAUAAAUCUACAUGCAUCAGAAAUUACUAAUAUAGACAAUAUGGAUAAGUUUAAAAAGGUGAAAGUGCUAGAUUUAUCCUGUAAUUUUAUUGAACAAGUGCAAAAUCUUGACUUUAAUAGGGAUUUAAAAGAACUUAAAUUAUAUGAUAACAGAUUGAGAAAGAUAGAUGGUUUAGAAAAUUUGAAGGAUCUGAGCAGUUUACAGCUUCAGCAUAACAAAAUCAAAUCAAUAGGAAAAGGGCUUCACAGCUUGAAGAAAUUAAAGAAUCUACGAAUAGACUGUAACCAGUUGUUGAAGAUAGAAACAUCGGAACUUUCAAUAUGUGUUCAACUUACCACGUUAGAUAUCAGCUAUAACAUGUUAGAUAGCCUUACAGCAUUAAAUUACCUACCAAAUUUAGAGGAAGUGAAUGCAUCAGGAAAUCGUUUAAGAUCUGUGUCAGAUAUAAGCAAAUGCAAGCGUCUGAGUGAGAUAGAUCUAUCUGGAAACAGGAUCACAGAUUUGUCCGGUCUACGUGGGCUUCCAAAACUUCUAACUUUAAACAUUUCCAACAAUCAGCUCACCAGCUUAAAAACAAUGGGCAGAUUAAAAUGUUUACAAGAUCUUUUAGCCAGUGGGAAUCGUAUUAGUGAGUUAUCUACAGUUGCUACACAGUUACCUGCCCUUGAAGUGCUGGAUUUAAUCAACAAUGAAAUUACAGACUGGGAUGAAUUUUAUAACUUAGAGGAGAUGACAGAACUUGUGGAGCUAUUUAUAUCUGGGAAUCCUUUUUGUGCUCAAGAUGGCUCCAUGCCUCAUUACUUCUCAGCUAUACAGGCUGUCCUACCAGAUCUAGAAAUUAUUGACGGAGCUCACAUUAAGAAACAUGUAUCUAAAGGUGCGCCUUUAAUGAGGCCAAUGACUGCCUCCACAAUUGUUAGCUUAAGACAAAUGGAUAGCCAGAUGAAAAGUUCUGAUGAUCAAAUGAGAAGUUUGGAGCAGAGUCUGGAAGAAAAGUUUGCCUCAAUCAGAGCAACAUGUGAUACCCUACCAGCAGAAUCACCAAGAGACAGUUUUAAUUUUGGAGCAUCAAGUCGGGAGAGCUCGGCUUUCUCAAGUCGGUGUAGUAGCAGAUCAAGGAUCCUUGAAGCUCGAAAAUUUGCUGCCUCUGUGAAUAAAAAAUAAAAUUACAAGGUUCCUUGAAAGUUAGAAAAUUUGCUGCCUCUGUGAAUAAAAAAUAAAAUUACAAGGUUCCUUGAAGCUCGAAAAUUUGCUGCCUCUUGUGAACAAAAAGUGAAUUUCCAAGUUUCUGAAAGUCAGAAAAUAUGCCAUUCUCUAACAUAAGAAUUAACUAAAUCUGGAGGAUCCACUAAGCUUAUACAGUCACUGCAAUUAUUUUAGUGGAAUAAAUAACUUUCCAAAUUUUAAGGAUAUUUUUAGCUUAAAUAUUUACUGCCUCCGUUAAUAGGAAAUUUACAUGUCAAGGAUCCUUGUAUCACAUAAGUGGACUUUUUCAUGAAAUAACAUAAUAAAAUAUAAGAUUUGUUUUUCAUCAAAUAAAAUUUAUUGUUAUUUAGUUAAUUAUUUAUUCACAUGAAACCCAUGUGAAAUGUGAUAAUGCAUUCUUGCAUGCAAUUGAUGAAUUUAUUGGCUUAUUAACUUAAAGGUACAUUUUGCCUCAGAAAUUCAUAUCUUUUUAAUUCUUUAGAAAUGUCAAACAUGUGUUUCAUAAUGCUUAAAUAAUGGAUUAAGAGCAUGUUAGAUGUUUAACAACUGUAAAAAGCAGCACUGAACAUGCAGUAAUGUGUUUGUAAAGGACAAAGUAGUAUUUUUUGACUUCCAUACAAAAUACUAACUCACUAUAAAUAUACCAAUUGCCAACAGUGCAAAAGAUCCAAUAGAUAGUUCAUGUAUGUAGCAAAUUAGUAUAUUUUUUUUUUUGAAAACUGUAACAUUUAUAUACCAAAAAUUAACAUGUUUUUGAGAAAUAAAAUGAUAGCAUUUCUGAGGCAUAAUGGGCCUUUAAGGUAUGUUUAUAGGCUUAUAAACUUAAGUUUUGUAACCCAAUUGAGUAACGUUUAUUGGUUUACUAAACUAAAUAUAUAGGUUUAUUUAGAUAAGUUUUAUAGACAGACUUGUUAAGUUUAUAGGGUUAUUUAGUUAAUCAUAUGAGGUUUUAAGUUAAUUUUACAGGCUUAUUUAUUUGAGUUUAUUAGAUACCAAGUUAAGUUUAUUGCAUUUGUUUCCCUUCAUUAAAUCAGAUUAGUGCUUUAUUGUAAAUAUGAUAUAGCAGUUCUAUUUAAUUCUAGGAACAUUUUUAUUAAGAAACUAAUAAAGGAGCUAGGCACAUGCUUGACCUAAGUAUAGGCAUAAAGGAGUUUAGAUAGUGUCUUUUUUACCAAACAAUCAUUGUGGGACUUAAUUGUUACCAAUAUAUAUGUGUAUAAUGGACUAGUCCUACUAUUACAUUCUAAAUGUGAGGGUUAGACCUUAUUUGUCAGUUAUCCAUAUGUGAGGGUCAGACUUCAGUUGCGAGGUUCAAUGUUCAAUUUGUCAGUUAUCAAUAUGUGAGGGCCAGACUGCAAUUGUCAUUUAUUAAUAUGUGAGGGCCAGACUGCACUUGUCAGUUAUUAAUAUGUGAGGGCCAGACUGCACUUGUCAGUUAUUAAUAUGUAAGGGCCAGACUGCACUUGUCAGUUAUCCAAAUGUGAGGGCCAGACUGCACUUGUCAGUUAUCCAAAUGUAAGGGCCAGACUACAAUUGUCAGUUAUCAAAAUGUAAGGGCCAGACUGCAAUGGUCAGUUAUUAAUUUUGUGACAAAUAAUAAUGAAUACCCCCACACCCACCCUGUUAGAUUUAUACUUUUUCUUAAGCUAUAAAUAUUUUUGAGCCUAAUUUAAUUUACUAGUACUUGACUUAAUAGAUAUGCUACUUUAAUAGUUGAGAAACUUUACAUUUUCAUUGAGUGCUUGUUUCUAUUAUAAUUCACCUAUUGUCAGGACAGGGAGAAUCUCCAUGUAGACUCAACACUGUUUCUCUACCCAGUUUUAAUACUUUUUAAAUGACAUCCUUUGAUGCUAAAAGAGAUGUUCUAAAUUUACAGCUGAGCAAGUCCAUUGUCCAGGAUUAAACUUUAUUCAGCUAAAAUCAAAGGUGAUAAGCCUUUGCCAUAGGAAUUAAGCCUUUGCCAUAGGAAUUGAGUCAUGCCAGUCUGUACGUAUGUGCAUUGACAAGACUACUCUCCCCCUUAUCAGUUCCUGUCCCAGUAAGGAAGGAAACGUCAGGGGAAAAACUGGUAAAGGGGAGAAUAGUCUGACUACAUCUGUGCAGUUUGACCAGGCUCUAUUUACUGUUGCCUCAGUAACUUCAAAUUUCAUCUUGCUAUCCCCUAAAUUGAUAAUUGACUGUUCAAAAUUAAUUUCACAAAUUCAGCUGGUUUUAACAUUUUACGGAUUUCUUACAUGCAAGAUAUUACAUAUAUAGUUAUUGCAUGUAUCAUGCAUAAAAUUUAAAUAUUUUUGUGUUAAAUGUUUGUAUUUUGUGUUAAAUAUCUAUAUAUUGUUGACUUAAAAUUUAUUUGUAAUUAUAUAUUGAAUGAAUUGAAGAGUUUGUUAAAUUGAUAUUUAUUGACAAUAAAAAUAAAA